AUGACGAUCCGUGCAGUGCUCAUUUUUAAUAACUAUGGGAAGCCACGGCUCACGAAAUUCUAUUCAAAACUUGCUGCGGAUCGACAGCAUGCGCUCAUUCAGCUCAUUUUCCAGCUGGUGAGCCGACGGAACGAUCGGACCGUGUGCAAUUUCCUCGACGCUCCGGAGCUUACACCGCUACUGCCGCCGCCGGUGAUGAAUGCGUGGACAAAAACCAGUACAUCCGAAGAAGUCAGCGUAUCUGAAACGAGUUCACUUUAUCCUGAUGACGACGAUAAAGGCUUUGACCCGUGGAUCCAAUACGAACGGACGCAGCAUGAGAUACCGAGAGAUAAAAAAUGCCGGUGGCGUCCCGACGAUGAGCUCCGCGUGAUAUACCGACACUAUGCAACGCUCUAUUUUGUCCUAGUCGUCGACCAAAGCGAGAGUGAACUUGGUAUACUGGAUUUGAUUCAGGUGAUUGUUGAGGCAUUAGAUCAAUGCUUCGAGAACGUAUGCGAGUUGGAUCUCAUUUUUCAUUUUGACCAAGUACAUGUCAUCAUCGAUCAUAUCAUUCAAGGCGGACUGGUCCUCGAGACAAAUAUUAACGAAACGGUGGCAGGAGCACAGACUGUGUUGCAAGCUUAUAAAAAUGCGUCUGGCGCCUCGGGCGGUGCGCUGAGUGCGUUCAGCGCCGCACAAAACGCUACAUCGCUGCUCGCGCCACAGGCUUUGCUGCAGCAAUGGAAUACUAUGUCCUUCAGUACACUUGCAGAGCGUGGAACGGAUGCAUUCGGUGUCCUGCAGCAGCUUGGAAGCCAAUAUUGGAGCUCGGAAGGCCUUGGUUCAAGCCGGCCACAGGGGCGAUCGUUUUGGAUUUAA
Molecule: messenger RNA, 861 nt
Organism: Malassezia vespertilionis
Lineage: Eukaryota; Fungi; Basidiomycota; Malasseziomycetes; Malasseziales; Malasseziaceae
Gene: APS3
Product: Sigma-adaptin 3A
Exons: 1
Coding region: 1-861 (286 amino acids)
Biological process (GO): vesicle-mediated transport; intracellular protein transport
Cellular component (GO): intracellular membrane-bounded organelle; membrane coat
Source: RefSeq, a predicted model, not a curated record